Messenger RNA from Clarias gariepinus (North African catfish), 556 nucleotides. It is a transcript of the gene tmem14ca, whose product is annotated as transmembrane protein 14Ca. The coding region runs from base 118 to 441 and encodes 107 amino acids. NCBI's taxonomy places the organism in Eukaryota, Metazoa, Chordata, Actinopteri, Siluriformes, Clariidae. The transcript is spliced from 5 exons. Gene Ontology annotation, cellular component: mitochondrial membrane. Gene Ontology annotation, biological process: regulation of heme biosynthetic process. The record is from RefSeq and is a predicted model, not a curated record.
AGGUCAGCGCGUCACACCGGAAGCUUUCUGAAGGAUAUUUCAGCGGUUGGUUUUGCGAGGACGUCGACUCCAAGUUGCUAGCUGUUAGUUAAAGCGACUCGUUAAAACGCGCUGGUGAUGGCUGUGGACUGGGCUGGAUAUGGAUAUGCAGCUCUCGUGGCGUCUGGAGGAGUCCUUGGUUAUGUCAAAGCAGGCAGUGUCCCUUCUUUAGCAGCUGGACUGCUGUUUGGAGGUCUAGCAGGUUUUGGUGCCUACCAGAUAUCACAAAAUCCCCAGAAUAUUUGGGUGUCUUUAGCUACAUCAGGCACCUUGGCUGCUCUCAUGGGGAGACGAUUUUACAACUCAAGAAAAAUGAUGCCUGCUGGAAUAGUGGCUGGGGCAAGUAUUCUGAUGUUGGCGAAGCUUGGUAUUGGAGUCUUGCAGAAGCCUCAAGAUUCAUAAACAGUGCUGCAAAAAAUAUUUUGUGCUUUACCUGUACAGCUUUUAAAAUAAUUUGACAUAACAGGUGUCAUUUUCUAGAAAAUGUUUAAUAAAUAAAAAUUUAAGCAAAUGUAAA